This is a messenger RNA of Trichobilharzia regenti, 1641 nucleotides long. The record is from the annotation of a GenBank genome assembly. NCBI's taxonomy places the organism in Eukaryota, Metazoa, Platyhelminthes, Trematoda, Strigeidida, Schistosomatidae.
AUGGCCGCUGGUGAAACCAGUACAAUACAAGGAUUGACACAUAUUUCAACAUCAUCAAACAAUUGUGCACGAUUAAUAUGGUUCACCUUAUGGUUAGCUGGUGUAACCGGUUUCCUGACUAACCUUUCACAUGUUGUAGCACAUUAUUUAUCACGACCAGUUUUGACAAGUUACCAUGAGGAUCAUGAAGAAUUUGUGUGGCCAGAUAUCACUUUCUGUAAUACUAUGGCACCGUAUAAUUUAAAUACACAGGAAAGACGAGCACUGUGGAAUGAAUAUGUCAAUCGGGCAAGAAAUCUUUCAACAAUGAAUCAUAUACCGAAAGAGUUAUUUCUAAAUAUUGGUGGAAUUAUUACUAAUGAAGUUAUCAUCCAGUCACUUGUACGUUCGAGUAUACCACAUUGGAGAUUCAAUGUUGGCAAUGUGAACGAUAUGUUUCUUUUUAUCGCUCGACAGGACAGACAUCAGGGGAUACGAUUGACAGUAGACAUGGAUGUGAAAUUAACUAGUAUGCCAAAACCAUGGAAAAAUUAUUUUUAUACACAAAUAUUACAAAAAUAUUAUAAUGUACUAUGUCACAAUUUUCAGUCUGAUCUCCAUAGUUAUUUGAUUAUCAAUUCUUCGCACUAUUCACACAUAAUCGAUGUAUACAUCACAUUACCGAAUCAUUUCCCGGCAACAGCAGUCAUUGAAUUAACCCCUGGAUAUAACCAUCGUGUACAAUUAGAAAUGGUACGUCAUCAACGUCUCCGAGAGAAGCGAGGAUGUCAUAAUAAAAACUUUUCAGCAAUGAUAUACGACGCUGAUCUAGUGACGAAACGUCGAAUUUAUGAUACUGGUGGAGAUUUAUGCCAUCGAUUAUUAUCCCAGUAUUUAUAUUUACAAGAAUGUCAUUGUUAUAGUCCAUUUCUCCCGUAUGGUUAUUUUCCUGAUUUACUUAAUAUAACUGAUAGUAUUGAUCAUCACCAUCAUAGAAAUAAUACGAACAUUAAUGGAUCAAUAUUCCAGCCAGUCUUGUGUUUGAAUAUGUCAGUGUUCAAUGACUAUCAAUUGGUGGAAAAUUUGAAUUGCAUGAGCCGCGUAUUCAAAAAGUACAGUAAUGCCAGUUUAUAUCUGAGCUUAGAGAAAGCUCAACAUUGUGAAUUUUAUGCACAAUCAACAAAUUGUGAUGAAGUGAAGUAUAAUCAUUUCGGUAUGGUGAAUAACCCAAUACCAGAUUUAUGGGGUAGUGCGCAUAAUGAAGCCAGAACUGGGCUCUUAGUCAACAUAUUCCAUCUCCUUUCAAACCAAAUUAUGAGUGACGAUCAAAAUAUUUACGGUAAUGGUCAUAUUUCAAGUGAAAACAUGAAAGAGGUAUCACGAAAUGAAUCAGCACAACAAGAAAUACUUCAACAAUUACGUAAUAAUUUUGCUUUAUUAACGGUAGAACGUAUUAGUCCUCGUGGCAGACUUGUUCUCGAAGAGCAUGAAUACCCAUUAGGUCGAUUAUUAUCUGAUAUUGGCGGUAAUAUGGGAUUAUGGAUUGGUAUAUCUGUGAUUGGUUUGUUUGAAUCUUUUGAACUCAUCGGUUGCAUCAUAUAUGCAUCGAUUAAUUAUUUUAAAAGCUUGACAAUGCGUUUAUUCAAAUCACGAUGUUUUUAG